Lentinula edodes (shiitake mushroom) is the source of this 1705-nucleotide messenger RNA. RefSeq lists its product as uncharacterized. The record is from RefSeq and is a predicted model, not a curated record. Bases 284 to 1609 code for a protein of 441 amino acids. Lineage: Eukaryota; Fungi; Basidiomycota; Agaricomycetes; Agaricales; Omphalotaceae. The transcript has 4 exons.
UUUCUGCACAUGUCUUCUACAGUACCAUCAACGACGACGGUUGCAACGGGCGCAACGAGUACAACACUGUCUUUAGAGGAAUUUCCGCCUUCUCAAAGCCUACUCUCAUUAUCUAUAGCAGCUUCCAGUGCUGCGCCCAUACCCAUAUCAUCGCCUAUGGACUCUUCAAUUCCCGACUCAGGGCCCACGUCGUCUUCUGUUCAAAGCUCCAACGUCAAUGGCAAUGCUGCCAAAAACCAACGGAGGUUAUCAUCCACAGGAAAGGCCAGGAGAAGACUGAGCGAUGCAAGGGAUGCAGCUGCAAGACCUUUCUACCCUUUCGCUUUCGCCCUCUUCACCAUCAACACAUUCGUUUGCAAAUACUAGUGCCCCAGGUGCUAUUUCUGGAAGGAGCGGGAUGUCCGCUCUAUUGACUGCUACAUCAUUAGAGUCACCUGUCACACUUACAGGGAUCCCCAUGAGUGCAACUCCUCAAGACUCAGCCGCCACUAAUGUCGGCUCGACACCAGCUUCUGCGCCCGCUUCGAUGCAGCAAGUCAUCAACUCCAAGCCCAUCAACAUAAAGAGUGGUAAGAAGAGGGGCAUGGAACAUAAGUGCGAAGGUUGUUCAAAGAUCUACCGUCAUCCCUCUUGCCUAAUCAAGCAUCGUUGGGAGCAUACUCCUCAUUGGCGCGAGUCGUCGAAGUACGUGCUCAGCAAGCACCAGCAGGUGCAGCUUCUUGAAGCUGCUGCUAUCCUGUCACAUCUUUCUGCGGACUCGGCGACGGGUACUAGCCUCCCGGAAGACCGAAGUCUUUGGCCCAGCUUUCUAAGUGGCGGUACAUUGCCACUGCCUGAGGGUAGCAACCCAGGAACAUCUGCUGGCGUGUCAAGUUCGGUACCCGCUACCAGUGUAUUGCGCUCUGCUCUCGUUUCUUCUACAAUUCCGGGUACGAUACCAGCACGUUCGCCCUCCGUUGGACCAAGGUUGCACGAUUACCCCAUUCCUACUACGGACGUCACCCAAGUCCGUCCUGGUCUUUAUAUGAUGGGCGGAUCGUCUGCGCCUGCGAGCGCUGUCAGUCCUAUCACGACUUCGCUUAACGACUCGUACUCUGAAGUGCGCAGCCUGGGUCCUGGAAUAGGUUAUGGUCGGGCUUCAUCCCUCUCUUCGUCUUCUGGUGACAGUCCAUCUUCUCAGGGUGCUAGCCCUAGUGGACGCCGAGUUCCCGUUUCCAAUUUUACCACUUCCUCUUCCUUCAAUUCCGUUACAUUAUCGAUUCCUCGUAGUUCUCUACGCAGUGAAAGUGUGUUCAGCGAAAGCGAGCGAUCGAGCUCAUUGGAAGAAGAGGAUGAAGCAGGGGAAGAGGAUUACCCUAUGAAUGAGUAUCAUGAUCACGAGUUUGAACUUGACGUUGACGGAGAUGACGUCCUUGAUAUUCCAGGUCGCAGGAGAGAUGUCUAUGCUUUCAGUGGCAGAGGAGACUUGGAGAAGAAGAACUUUGACGAGUAUGGGUUCGAGUAUGAGGUUGGUCUUAGUAUGGGUGUGCCGAAAACCAAGGUUGCCACUCCUAUGGGCUUGGACUCUAUGAAAGAAGAAGAUUGGGAGAUGGAAAUGGACAUGGAUUGAAGCAAAUCCUAUCCAAGUUGAUGAUUUCGAACACAUCAACUCGAAAUCGCCUUGUCGUCUUUAGUCUCUUUUUUAUCUCUAAUUUGGGGUUUAGAU